This is a messenger RNA of Medicago truncatula (barrel medic), 2994 nucleotides long. Its product is annotated as cyclin-dependent kinase G-2. The transcript is spliced from 5 exons. NCBI's taxonomy places the organism in Eukaryota, Viridiplantae, Streptophyta, Magnoliopsida, Fabales, Fabaceae. The record is from RefSeq and is a predicted model, not a curated record. Gene Ontology annotation, molecular function: ATP binding; protein serine/threonine kinase activity. The coding region runs from base 416 to 2002 and encodes 528 amino acids. Gene Ontology annotation, biological process: protein phosphorylation; regulation of mitotic cell cycle. Gene Ontology annotation, cellular component: nucleus.
AUUUAAAUCAUUCAUUCACAAAAUCAAAACCAAAAACGCGUUGAAGACGACUUUUCAAGGCGGCUCUCUCUCUUUCGUUAUCCUUCGAUCUCUUCAUCGCCGGUAAGGCAAUUCGUAACCUCUGAUACCUUUCACGACGCAGCCACCGUCUAGUGUUUUCUUUCUCAUCGGUUAUUUUUCUCUUUGUUUUUCCCAAAUUGGAACUGUUCUUCAUUGAUUGUAUUGAAAAGAAAAAAAAAAACAGAAACAAGCUUUUAAUUGAUUUUAAUUUUAGUUUUUUGUUCCGAUUGUUGAUUGUGAUUGUGUGAAUUUCGUUGAUUCAAAUCCUUGAAAUUAGGGUUUGAAAAUUUGGGGGUUUUAGGGUUUUAGUGUUUCAGUUGGUAUUUUUCUCAAUUCUUUUGUGCUUGUUAAUCCCAUGGCGGCAGGGAGACAAAGUGUUUUAGGGAAGAGAGAUUCUUACAAUUACAAACAUGGUUCCGUUAAGGAAUUUGAUUACUAUAAGAAUGAUUCUGGAAAAGAGGAUAGAGAAGAAGGUGAGAUCCUUGUUGAUGGUGAUGAAAUUUUGCUACCUUUGGAGAAGAGAAGAAAAUUCUCUCCUGUUGUAUGGGAUCUGGCUGAGAAGAAGGGGAAGAACUCUUCCAAAGAUGGUGUCACAAAGUUAUACGUGGAAGAACAAAGUUCUGAAGGUGAUGAUGUUUUAAGUGGAUCUUCGAAGAAUUCGUCUUGUGUGGAUGAAGAAAGUGAUAUGCAGGGGUGGAACAUCACAAAGUCGAAGUGGGCUUGUGAUGAUGAUCUUUCACCGAUGGCAGAUGAUGGUAAAUACAAGCUCACAAAGUCAAAGUGGGCUUCUGAUGAAUUUUCGCCUAUCGGUGAUGAUGAUAAAUACAAGCAACGCAGAAGAAGCUCAAGUUCAGAAGUUGGUGGUAGUUCUGAUAGCACAAUUACUAGAUCCGAUGUUGAUGAAGAUGUUAGUGAUGAUUCACCAUCCGAUGCUUAUGAAAAUAGUGGUAUGAUGCAUGUGGAGAGAAGUUUUAACAUGUGUCAGAGUUGCAGAUCUGUGUCUGAGUUUGAAAUGAUUAAGAAGAUAAAUGAAGGAACUUACGGUGUUGUCUAUAAAGCUAAGGAUAAGAAGACUGGAGAAAUUGUAGCAUUGAAGAAGGUGAAGAUGGACAUGGAGAGGGAAGGCUUUCCAAUUUCAGCUUUGAGAGAAAUGAAUAUUCUCUUGUCCUUAGACCAUCCCUCUAUUGUUGAUGUUAAAGAAGUAGUCGUGGAUGAUAAUGACAACAAUGACGGUACUUAUAUGGUAAUGGAGCAUAUGCAGUAUGACCUUAAGCAGUUAUUGGAGUCUAAGUCGCAGCCUUUCAGUAUGGGUGAGAUAAAAUCCUUCAUGAAGCAACUUCUUGAAGGUGUCAAAUAUCUCCAUGAUAACUGGAUUCUCCACCGGGAUUUGAAGACAUCUAACAUUCUGUUGAAUAAAGAUGGGAAGUUGAAAAUAUGUGACUUUGGAAUGUCAAGGCAGUAUGGAAGCCCUCUGAAGCAAUAUACUUCUCUUGUAGUUACACUAUGGUACAGAGCACCUGAACUUUUGUUGGGCGCUAAGAAAUACUCCAAGGCAAUUGAUAUGUGGUCUCUAGGCUGUAUAAUGGCUGAAUUAAUUUCCAAGGAGCCACUUUUCAAGGGCAAAACUGAAGUUGAACAACUUGACAAGAUUUUUCGAACUCUUGGUACACCAGAUGAGAAAACAUGGCCAGGAUUAUCCAAAUUGCCUGGCUCUAAAGCAAAUUUUGUUAAGCAACGGUGUAGUAUGCUAAGGAUGAAGUUUCCAGCCGCAUCUUUCACUGGUUUGCCAGUUUUAUCUGAGUCGGGAUUUGACUUGUUGAAUAAACUUCUAGCUUAUGAUCCUGAUAAGAGGAUAUCUGCAGAAGCUGCUUUGCGACAUGAUUGGUUUCGUGAAGGUCCACUUCCGAGAUCUGAUUGCAAUCCAGUUUUUUCUUCAUGGUAGUGCUAGUUGCUCAGACAGGUACUUAUGCUAGAGCUGGAUUCAUGAAAAAUCAAGACCAAUGCCUGUGUUAACCUCACUUUUCCAACUUCUUUCCACAUUAAUGAUCAUAUACUAAGAAUGAUGUGAUUGUAAAACACAGUGAUCGGCUUCAUAGGUCUUUAUUUGUUAUAAUUUGGAAGCGGCACAUUGAUGUACAGUGAGCUGAGAAGGUACGGUUCCUGAUUUUUUAUUGUAUCAACAUUCCAAGUACCCUCUAUGCGGGGUAAAAUAUGUACACAUUCCAGGAUUAUAGUAAUAAAUGAGUUUUUCCUAUGGUAUGUUCUUAUUCUAUGGCAUCUGUUUCCAAUUUUCUUUCUGAUUGAGCCUUCCAAUUGGGGGCUUCCAAGUUUUGUGGCUACUUUCUGUCCUGCAUUUUUACUCCAGGAAAUGCUCUUGAACACUUUGGGCACGAUUGAUGUCUGAAUCAUUGAUAGCUGUUGUUGGACUUGCUAAAGAGUAAAUCCAUGUAGAGAAACAUCAUCUGCACCAUGGUUAACAGGUCAUGAUGUUAGUUUUUGAAUUUUAUAGUUUUGCCUGGAAAUAUAAUGAUAUAUCAUGCAAGAAAAAAUUGUUAAAUUAACUGGUGAUUGAAAAUGGAUUACAAGGAAGCAGUUGAAUGGUAUGAAGAAAUGUUGGAAGGGUUGCAAGAAGGAUGGCAAUGCUCCCUACUAAGCUUGGCGUGGCAUUAUUGCUCAAUUGUGCCUUUCCUUCAAUUGUGGGCUUCCUUACUUUUCUUAUAUGUAUAAUAUUUAUUUAUUUAGUUAUAUUCUUCAAUUCAAUUAUUAUGAAAGUGACCUUGAUGAUUACAUGGAAUCUGUUUCAACUGGGUUUAUCCCAUUGUUCUGAAUAGGCGAAGGAUAACCUAAACUGAAAAAAUUGAAGUAUCUACGUUAGAACCUUCUGGGUGAACUUCCUCCACCGAGUUGAGAAAUCAUACCAAUUUAAUCCAUUCA